AUGGCGGAGACACAUGGAAAGUUUCCGCGUUGUUUUCCCUUUUUCUGUGUUACAGGUUGGGUGGGAGGAUGUGUCUGGUAUCUGGAAGGAAGAGCUAUGCAGGAAUCCCCUCGCGAGUUCAUCCGUCUUUUCAGGAGCGUCCGUAAGCAGUGGAUGACAUUUCAACACUUUACCUUCCUCAGGCGCAUGUAUGUCACACAACUGAACAGAAGCCUCAACCAGCAAGUCAAACGGAAGCCAGAACCCACGGUGUCCCCUUUCCUUGAGAGAAGCUCUUUGGCUCAGGCCAAAGCAGAGACCUGUGCAAUGAGACCUCUUCCACCCCCCCACCUACCUUUAUCCAGAAAGCCCAAUGACAAAGAACUGCUGGAACUGGAAUCGGCCUCCGUAAUUGAGGGCUCACUCGAUGUGGGAAGAGAGACCAAGGAUGAAAAGCAGUGGAAAGAGAUGAAACUCCAUCUGGAUGAUUUGCCAGGAAUCUUGGCUCGGCUGUCCAAAAUCAAACUCACAGCUCUCGUCGUCAGCACCACCUCGGCUGGAUUUGCGCUGGCCCCGGGACCUUUUGACCUGCCGUGUUUCCUGCUUACUUUUGUGGGAACGGGCCUUGCAUCCUGUGCUGCCAACUCCAUCAAUCAGUUUUUUGAGGUGCCAUUUGAUUCAAACAUGAAUAGGACAAAGAACAGACCUCUGGUUCGUGGACAGAUCAGCCCGUUGCUAGCUGUGUCCUUUGCCACGUGCUGUGCCCUUCCAGGCGUCGCCCUCCUGACCUGGGGGGUGAACCCCCUCACGGGAGCCCUGGGGGUCUUCAACAUCUUCCUGUACACCUGUUGCUAUACGCCGCUGAAGAAGAUCAGCAUCGCCAACACGUGGGUCGGAGCCGUCGUCGGGGCCAUCCCGCCUGUCAUGGGCUGGACGGCAGCGACCGGCAGCCUGGACGCCGGUGAGUAUCUCGCGCAGACCCCGAAAGACCAGCGGGUGCUGGGGCACCCUGGCCGCCUGGCUUCAAACGAAGGACUGGUGCUCCGGCCGCACCUGGUUAACAUCCAGCCAGCGGUCACCUGUGACCACACCUUGGCCUGCAUCCUGCUGCUCCUGCCCUUGCCCUUGAUGGAGCUUACCCGAGCCCCGGUGAGAGCUGGCUUUCUGCCUGCCCACGCCUGCAUCCCGCUGGCUGAAGCUGAUGACCCCCCAGAGAAGCGGAGCGAUCCGAAGAGAUUUUCCACCGACGUCUGA
This is a messenger RNA of Puma concolor (puma), 1233 nucleotides long. The record is from RefSeq and is a predicted model, not a curated record. Lineage: Eukaryota; Metazoa; Chordata; Mammalia; Carnivora; Felidae.